AUUUUAAUAUUUGAAUCGCUGGUUCUCCCGAUACAGUAAGACUGUUGCUAAUAAUACCUUUAAAUGGUCAUUUGUUUGUUACUUUAUUCAUUAAACCAUCAGUUUAAACAGAAAUGGUUAAAAUGUAUUACCGAUCAUCUGAUGCCAAUUGUCCUGCCUUUCGCCUCAUCUUGUGCUCUCCGCCAUCAUAACAAACGAUGAAAAAGCAGAAGGUAAUCAAAUGUUGUUAAAAUUUAUGUCACCAAUAUCAAUGAAGCAAAUGAUUUACUCCAAUAAUCAAUAUCAAACGCAAGUUUGUACGCCAUCUUUGGCAACAUCUAAGGGUGCUGUUAACAGAGGAAUGCCUGGACCUGGAACUUGUGUUGGUCAAUGGCUUAUUGAAACUCGUCGGCGAACUGAAAUGGAAAGUUUAAGUGCUCUUCAAGCUAAAUCUGUUGCAUUUGAGCAAGACUCAGCUCGUGCUUUAGGUGUUAGAUGUGCUCAAAUAUCUGUGCGAAAAGUUAGAUUUGCUUCGGUUCAGAUUAUCGAUGAUAUUGAUAUUCUCAUUGAUACUUUACCAGUUACUUGUCAACGACUUCGUGAUUGUCAACAUGAUUUUGGUAUAAUCUAUGGAAACAUUGUUAAUCUCAUUGAUAUUUGUGCUCGUAAAAGACCAGAAUCGGAGUUGAAAAUUUUAUUCAAAAUUGGUGAUGAAGUCAGAUCCAUUUGUGGUACAUUGAAUUUAUUCAUGACUGAUUUCAUGAAGAAAAAUAAAGUCAACAAUGCUCAGCUUGAAGCUUAUUUGCGAAAGCUCAAAGAACGCCUUGGUGAAUUGGUUGACUCUACAAUCCGAUGGGAAUGCCAGAUUAUAACUUCUGGUCUAAAUCGCCACAUUGAAAGCUUAACAUUGAAAUGGUCAUUAUUUGCUUUGUGGCAAUUAACAAAGAAUGAUGCUUAUAUUUGUCGUAUCUUUGUCCAAGAUAACUGUAUAAUUAACCGGCUAAUUAAGAUCAUUGCCUCCAAUAUUGUUGGAAAGCCUUUCAUUGGACAAGAUCAAAUUCGUGCCGCUGCUUUCCGAACCCUAACCCAUCUUUGUAUCAAUCCAGAGGCAAUCAGGACAAUCUAUGAUCGCUUGGAUAUGGACAAGCAUAUUAUAAUCCCAUUGCAAAGGGAAAUGUCCGAGAUUGUUAUUCGUGAAAUAACCGGUUUUCUAGUCCAAAUUACUACCCCGUUUAUUGAUUACAAAAGGUCAACCCAUAAGGAUAGCUAUUUGGCUUCAUUCAUUAAUGGUACACCUUUGGAUGAGUUAAUUUCUAGUUUAAUCAAAGUGGCCACUGAAACAGAUUCACAUGAAAUAUUUCUUCUCAUAACUGCUUCAAUUGCCAACAUUUCAUUUUACGAACCCGAACUAAUCAUACGCAGUCGAACCCUUUCAAUAUUGAUGGCAACAACUCGUUCAAAGACAAGAUUAUCAGCUGAUACAGCAAUCAAAGAUCAAAUUAUAACAAUAAUGGCUAAUGUUUCAUCCAUCGAUUCAAAUGAGAUUGUUAAAUGUGGUGCUCUCAUCUAUUUAAUUACUGCACUUCAAAUGAAACCAAUCAAUGUCCAAGGAGAUGAAGUUGAACUUGCUGCUAUCGAAAGGAUACAACAAAAAGUCUCCACUGCAUUAACUCGAUUAGCAUCGAAUCAAAAUGUUGCUGGAUUAAUUUAUGAAUUAAAAGGUUGCCAUAGAUUGGUACAGAUCUGUAAAGAGCCUAGAGAAAGAAACUUCAGUGAAACUGUUCUCAUUGCUUCUUUGAUUGCAUUAAGAAGGCUUUGUUCAAUGCUCAAGCCUGAGAAAAUUAAAGAACUAAAUGCAGUAGAUUUGAUUACUGUUAACCUUGAUCAAGCAUUUCUCCAAUGUUCACAAGUCUCCGAGAGUUAUGUUUAAGCCAGUCAAUAUUUCUCUAAUCCAACCACAUAUGCCUUUAAUCCAAAUUGUAUUAUUUUAUUCUUAUUUUAUUUACAUGCAUAUGAUUGUAAAUUUUUUAUUUUUAUCCUUGUAAUUUAUUCCAAGUCAAUAAUCUCGCAAAAAGUUAAUUUAAUCACUGAAUAAACUUAUUUUUGUUCU
Molecule: messenger RNA, 2089 nt
Organism: Tetranychus urticae (two-spotted spider mite)
Lineage: Eukaryota; Metazoa; Arthropoda; Arachnida; Trombidiformes; Tetranychidae
Product: protein inscuteable homolog
Biological process (GO): apical protein localization; regulation of asymmetric cell division; establishment of mitotic spindle orientation
Cellular component (GO): apical cortex
Molecular function (GO): cytoskeletal adaptor activity
Source: RefSeq, a predicted model, not a curated record